UUUUUUCCUCAGCUCUACCAAAUCCAUUCUUUCAAAAUCUCCAAGUCCCAUCAUAAGGGGUAACUGGAUGAUCAGAAUGAGUAAUGUUGCUUUUUAUCAAGCUACUAAUGUCCGUUUGGUCCAUGGAAAUGGUGGUGAAAGUGGAGGUGGAAGGGAUUUUGCUGGCCAUCGGGGAUGUCAUAGUUCUUGUUUGAGAUUAAUGUCGAAAAGUAUACAAAAUGAAGAACCAUUCUGGAGAAAAGAAUAUUGGAGAACUUUUAAGUCCAAAAAAGUGGUAUCUUGUGCAUCAAAUUCUUGUUCCUCUGCUCCAUAUCCGAUUUUAGCCUCCUCACCAACUGAAACGAAUGAAUCCCUGAAGAAAGAAAAUGAGUCUGUUCUGAUAUUGAUUCGACAUGGAGAAUCAAUGUGGAAUGAGAAGAACCUGUUUACUGGUUGUGUUGAUGUACCAUUGACAGAAAGAGGAGUAGAAGAAGCAAUUGAAGCUGGUAAAAGAAUCAGCAAAAUGCCCCUAGAUAUUGUCUACACAUCAGCUUUGGUUCGUUCUCAAAUGACUGCUAUGCUUGCUCUCACGGAACACCACUGCAUGAAAGUGCCAAUAAUUAUUCAUAAUGAGAAUGAACAAGCUGAAAUGUGGAGUCAAAUUCACAGUGAGGAAACCCAGAAUCAAACCAUUCCAAUUAUCAAAGCAUGGCAGCUGAAUGAAAGAAUGUAUGGUGAUCUUCAGGGUUUUAACAAGCAGAAGACAGCUGAAAAAUAUGGGAAAGAUCAGGUUCAGAAAUGGCGUAGAAGUUAUGAUGUACGGCCCCCUAAUGGUGAGAGUUUGGAGAUGUGCUUGAAGAGAGCAGUUACUUUCUUUAGAGAGCAUAUUGAACCUCAACUUUUGAUUGGAAAACAUGUAAUGGUGGUGGCUCAUGCAAAUUCCCUGAGAUCCAUGAUUAUGUAUCUUGAUAAACUAACUUCUCAGGAGGUCAUUGACUUAGAAUUGUCAACUGGGGUACCUAUGCUAUACAUAUAUAAAGAAGGAAAAUUCAUAAGGAGGGGCAGCCCCUUGGGAUCUGCAGAGGUUGGUGUUUAUGCUUAUACUGAGAGCUUGGCAUUAUAUAGACAACAGUUAGAUGAAAUGUGACACUAAUGGUUUUGACUGAGCAGAUGAAUCUCUUCAGCUGGAAUAGCUUCCCUUAUAUGGAAUUCCCCACUUCUCCAGUCUUUUUAUUCAAUAUUUCGACUGCAUUAGUUGAUUGGGCUACAGAUCCUUCACACAGUCUCUUGAUACCUCAACAGCCUGUUUCAAUAUGAAAUUGUAUGACAGAGCACCAUUUUUUUUAAAUCUCUUUUUGCCCUUUUGUAUUUCCUUCUUUUCUUCUAAAUCUCGUGGAGAGUUUAACUCUUUUAUUCUUGUAUUAGAGCGCUCAAAUUUGCUAUUCUUAUCA
Coffea eugenioides is the source of this 1430-nucleotide messenger RNA. Its product is annotated as 2,3-bisphosphoglycerate-dependent phosphoglycerate mutase-like. Bases 68 to 1126 code for a protein of 352 amino acids. The transcript has 9 exons. Gene Ontology annotation, molecular function: intramolecular phosphotransferase activity. NCBI's taxonomy places the organism in Eukaryota, Viridiplantae, Streptophyta, Magnoliopsida, Gentianales, Rubiaceae. Gene Ontology annotation, biological process: glycolytic process. The record is from RefSeq and is a predicted model, not a curated record.